Messenger RNA from Papilio xuthus (Asian swallowtail), 1686 nucleotides. RefSeq names its product facilitated trehalose transporter Tret1-like. The transcript has 7 exons. Bases 115 to 1482 code for a protein of 455 amino acids. NCBI's taxonomy places the organism in Eukaryota, Metazoa, Arthropoda, Insecta, Lepidoptera, Papilionidae. Gene Ontology annotation, cellular component: membrane. Gene Ontology annotation, molecular function: transmembrane transporter activity. The record is from RefSeq and is a predicted model, not a curated record. Gene Ontology annotation, biological process: transmembrane transport.
CGAAUGGUUAUCCAGUUGUAAAGAGAACUAAGAAAAAGUGGUUGUAUUUUAAUUACGUACAUAUAUUAGAAGUUUUUUAAAGAACAAAGAUAUCGUAAAAAAAUCUAGAGUAAAAUGUUUCAAUCACCUCGAUUUCGACAGUUUGUUAUAAUAGGUGUAGUGAAUUUGACCAUAAUAACAACUGGCAUGAGUCUGUCAUGGUCAUCGCCAGUGCUUGUCAAACUUCGGAACGCAACAGAGACGCCGUUACAUCGACCAAUCACCGACGAGGAGGGUUCAUGGAUAGUUUCAAUCGCAUCACUAUGCAAUAUAUUCACACUCAGUCUUCUAGGUAUGUUACAAGACUAUAUUGGCAGAAAGUAUUGUGUGAUACUGACCUGUAUUCCGAAGUUGUUAAUGAGUAUUCUUUUUAUCUUCGUUAAGGAUGUAUGGGUAUUGAUUUUGGGGCGCGCCAUCAUUGGUAUUGCGGAUUACUUCUUGCUCGCAAUUGUUCCUGUUUAUGCAUCAGAAAUCGCUGAUAAACACCUACGUGGAGCUCUCUGCACAUUUCUCCAAGUAUUUUCGUCAAUAGGCUGUAUCCUGACGAUGUCGAUUGGUCCUUUCGUGUCGUAUACCACAUUUAGUAUAUUAUUUGCUGUGAUGAACCUGAUUACUAGUAUUCCGAUAUUAUUUCUACCAGAUAGUCCAUAUUUCUUGUUUUCUAAAGGAAAAACAGACGAAGCAAUUAAAGUAUUAAAAUUAAUUCACGUCUCGGAACAAGUGGCUAAAGAAGAGAUAAUUACGUACGCGUCGUCUAUGAAUAAUGAAAAAGUUAAUAAAGUGAAAUUAAUAAAGAAUCCAGUAUUCAUAAAAUCGCUUUUUAUAUCUGUGGUGUUUGCUUUUUCAACUCAAAUAGUUGGAUUCACGGCUGUGUCGUUUUAUUUGCAAACGAUUUUAGAAUCUACAAAGACUAAUGUAAUGCCAGAAGUGGCUUCAGUGAUAAUGAGUUUGAUACAGCUGUUCGCUAGCUUUUGUUCUACUCCAGCGACUCAUUGGUUUAAAAGAAGACACAUUUUAAUUAUAUCAUUCUCUGGUAUUCUUAUAGGAAUGGUUGGUUUGGGUGCAUUUUUUAAAGUGAAAGAGAACGGGAAUGAAAUUUCUGGUUUUAUGAAUUAUUUACCUUUGAUAUCAUUGUUUUUGGUAAUUUUUUGCUAUAGCGCUGGUAUAGGAACAUUACUAUGGAUAUUAGUAGCCGAGUUAUUUGAUGGUCCGGCGAGAGCACUUGGCGCUGGAAUCAGUAUAAUGUUUGCUGCUUUGGGCAUUUUCAUUAGUUCCAAAUAUCUGGUUGCGUUAACAACUGCGGUCGGUCCAGCAAUGACUUAUUGGUGUUUCGCAGUUGUAUGCGCAUUGAGUUGUUUGUUCACUUUUUACUGCAUACCAGAAACAAAGGGGAAGACAUUCAAUGAAAUACAAAUUGCUAUUGCUGGACAGAAAGUAAAAUGAUUAAUACCAAGGGCCUCGCCAGCUGAUAAUCUAGGCUAGGCCUAUGGGGUCCUAGUAGUAAUUUUUUUAAAGGCUUGUUAAUAUGUGGUUAGACUUUUUAAUAUAAUAAUAACAAGUUUUGUACGUAGAUAUAUUCUGCUAUUUACCUUUGUGAUUUUUGUUUUGACAUUUAACUUAUUAGGAAGAAUGUAAACAAUGUAUUUG